Molecule: messenger RNA, 884 nt
Organism: Jatropha curcas
Lineage: Eukaryota; Viridiplantae; Streptophyta; Magnoliopsida; Malpighiales; Euphorbiaceae
Product: AWPM-19-like family protein
Source: RefSeq, a predicted model, not a curated record
CUCGACUCUCACCACUUCGACUCUCUACGCUUCCAUUACCAAAAUUUAACGAAAGUGAAAGUUUUACUGUAAGAAAUACUAAAAGCUCUAUCUUUCUUUCGUGUUAGGCUUUGAAUUAAAAGGACAAAAGAUGGCAACUGUGGGCAGGAACAUAGCAGCUCCAUUGCUGUUUCUUAACUUAAUCAUGUAUGCUAUUGCUUUAGGUUUUGCCAGUUGGUGCCUUAAUAAGUAUAUCAAUGGACAAACCUACCAUCCAAGUUUUGGAGGGAAUGGAGCAACAGCUUUCUUUUUGACUUUUGCUAUAUUAGCUUCUAUUGUUGGUAUAGUAUCCAAGUUGGCAGGUGGCCUUCAUAUCAGGAGCUGGAGAAAUGACAGUCUAGCCUCUGCAGGCUCUUCUUCACUUGUGACUUGGGCCAUCACUGCCCUAGCUUUUGGGUUGGCAUGCAAGGAAAUAAACCUAGGAGGGCACAGAGGAUGGAGACUGAGGGUAUUAGAGGCAUUCAUGAUAAUCUUGACAUUUACCCAACUCUUGUAUGUCCUGUUGCUUCAUGCUGGGGUAUUUAGCAGCAGGUAUGGCCCUGGUUACAGGGACACCGAAUACGCUGUAGGAGCUGGUGGGGAACCAAUUCCAAAGGGUGGCACAGCAGUGACAGGGACUCGGGUUUAAGCAACAACAAUGUAAUAAUAUAUGUACAUGUAAUGCUAAAAGAAUUAUCUUGUGUCAUUUACAUAUCCCCUUUUGGCGGGGAUGUAUCUGGGUCUGGUUUGGACUUUGGACUUUGGACUUUGAUCGUCCUUUAUGUUUAAUUAAUCCACUUGUGUUCAUGUACGUAUAAAAAGUCAGUGUUCAAUAUAUAUCGUUACGUCUAUUUUAAUGGUGUUCA